Molecule: messenger RNA, 3423 nt
Organism: Sander lucioperca (pikeperch)
Lineage: Eukaryota; Metazoa; Chordata; Actinopteri; Perciformes; Percidae
Gene: trim23
Product: tripartite motif containing 23
Exons: 11
Coding region: 72-1829 (585 amino acids)
Biological process (GO): intracellular protein transport; vesicle-mediated transport
Cellular component (GO): cytoplasm; lysosomal membrane; plasma membrane
Molecular function (GO): zinc ion binding; GTP binding; GTPase activity
Source: RefSeq, a predicted model, not a curated record
CGAGCGAAACCGGAAGUACUUGCGGGAUUCUCCUCUCGCACUUGCUCAGUCCUCUGCGCCGUCGUCCAAGAAUGGCCGCUGCUGCAGCAGGAAUAAACAAGCAGGGCGCCGUAGCGACGAUGGAGCCCUGUAUCCGACACGGGAGAGGAGCUCAUGGAAACACGGUUAAGGUGCUGGAGUGUGGUGUAUGCGAGGACGUCUUCUCUCUCCAGGGGGACAAGGUCCCUCGUCUCCUGCUCUGUGGUCACACAGUGUGCCAUGAUUGUCUAACCCGGCUGCCCCUCCAUGGUAGAGCGGUCCGCUGCCCCUUCGACAGACAGGUCACUGAGCUGGGGGACUCUGGAGUUUGGGGUCUGAAGAAGAACUUUGCUCUGCUUGAGCUCUUGGAGCGACUCCAGAAUGGCGCUACCAACCAGUCGGGAAUGGCGGAGGAUGCCCUGAGAGGCAUGGGAGAAUGUAUAAUCCGAUGUGAUGAGGACGAGAGCCACACGGCCUCUAUGUACUGCACCGUGUGUGCCACCCACCUGUGUGCCGAGUGCUCCCAGCUCACCCACUCCACCCGCACGCUGGCCAAACACCGUCGGGUGCCGCUGGCCGACAAGCCUCACGAGAAGACUCUGUGCCCGCAGCAUCAGGUCCACGCAAUCGAGUUUGUCUGCCUGGAGGAGGCCUGUCAGUCUGGGCCGCUCAUGUGCUGUGUGUGUAAGGAGUACGGCAAGCACCAGGGACAUAAGCAUGCUGUUCUUGAGACUGAAGCUAACCAGAUCCGUGCAUCCAUUUUGGACAUGGCCCACUGCAUCCGCACCUUCACAGAUGAAGUGUCCGAGUACUCAAGGAAGCUGGUGGGCAUCGUGCAGCAAAUAGAAGGUGGAGAGCAGAUAGUCGAGGACGGUGUAGGCAUGGCACACACUGAACAUGUCCCCGGCACAGCAGAGAGCGCACGCUCCUGUGUCCGAGCUUACUUCGCCGACCUUCACGAGACUCUGUGUCGGCAGGAGGAGAUGGCACUGAGCGUGGUGGAUGCUCACGUCAGGGAGAGGCUGAUCUGGCUGAGGCAGCAGCAGGAGGACAUGACCAUCCUGCUGUCUCAGGUCUCCACCGCCUGCCUGCACUGUGAGAAAACUCUUCAACAGGAUGACUGCAGAGUUGUGCUGGCAAAGCAGGAGAUCAACUGUUUGCUGGAGACGCUUCAGAAGCAGCAGCACCAGUUCACAGAGCUGGCAGAUCACAUUCAGCUGGAUGCUGGCAUCCCCGUCACCUUCACCAAGGACAACCGGGUGCACAUCGGUCCGAAGAUGGAGAUCCGUGUAGUAACUCUCGGGCUGGAUGGAGCUGGAAAAACCACCAUCCUCUUCAAGCUGAAACAAGACGAGUUCAUGCAACCCAUCCCAACCAUCGGUUUCAAUGUAGAGACGGUUGAAUAUAAGAACUUGAAAUUCACCAUCUGGGACGUGGGUGGAAAACAUAAGCUCCGACCCCUCUGGAAACACUAUUACCUGAACACUCAAGCGGUGGUGUUUGUGAUUGACAGCUGCCACAGGGACAGACUGAUGGAGGCUCACAGUGAGCUGGCCAAACUGCUGACGGAGAAGGAGCUGAGAGACGCCUUGUUGCUCAUCUUUGCAAACAAACAGUUUGCAUGUCUGCAGGACGUCCCCGGUGUCGUGUCUGUGGAGGAGAUGACGGAGCUGCUGAGCCUACACAAGCUGUGCUGCGGGAGGAGCUGGCACAUUCAGGGCUGCGACGCCCGCAGUGGGAUGGGCCUCCACGAGGGGCUGGAUUGGCUCUCCAGACAGCUGGUGGCCGCUGGUGUCCUGGACGUUGCCUAAAUGUAAAAACCUCUCUGUUUUGGCCCGUACUGACUCUCCCGUAACGACUCCAACCCCCCCAGCCUUUUGAGCCCUGCUCACCGGUUCUUCCCACCACUUCCAAAUAUUAACUUUGAAGACUGCGCGCUUUUACGCCUGCCCUCCUCAUCUUUCCUUCUUUGUGCACCAACGUGGGCAAAGAAAAACAAAGAUGCAUUUACUUUCUCUAGCUUCACUGAAUCGAAAACACAGAAACUACAAAACCACCCACCCUCCGAGAAAUAAACCCAAUGGCCCCAAAACCUGAGUUCAGACUACAAAUGCCCAUCCUGGUUCAUUUGUAAGGCAGCGUACACGUAACGUAACACAUUGCUUACUUUAGUUUUUCUUCUUUCUAACCCUUUUUUCCAGAGACAAGCCGUUUAUCUGGCAUCUAUAGCUACCUGACUUAUGUCCAGUAAAAUGUUAAAAAUCCUUGUGUCCCGACUUGAGUGAACUCUAAUGUUUUUUCUAUCUCACUUUCAUCAUAACCACCUCCAUAUGUGACAGUAACCUUAACUAAACUGCAGAGUAGUCUGUAUUCGUGAUAGUAUCAUUCACGUACCUUCUGUUGAUUCAGUAUAUAACACAUCUUAUAAUCCUGAGAAAUAACUACAGUGACCUUUUUAAGCUACAUUCAGUAUAUAUGCAGGUGAGACAGGACAGAAAUGUUCACUACGGUUUAAAUGGACCCAGACGACUUCCAGUGGCUUUAGACAGAUGGUCAAAAGUUCUGAUUUUGGCUAAAUUCUCACUUUGCCUUGACAUCUAAUGUAAGCAAUAGCAGUUGAUAGUUUCAUAGGGUCUUUAAGUUAUGUGUGGGCUUCUUUUUUAAUUUUUUUUUAAGUGUACUGUAUGAACCUAUUUAAUGCCACAGCUGGUCUUGAAAUGGCGCACCAGUCGAGUUUUGGUUUGGAUGUUUUCUGUUACAGAACAAACUGUUGUACUGAACUUAUUUAUGAGCAGGAACACGGAUGUUACUUUGAUACGAGGCUUUUGUGAGAAACUCAGUUUUUAAGCACCGAUUCUGCCUCUGAUUUGUGGAGUCUUGCACGCAGACUGUCGAAUGCACUCAUUUCUGCCUCAUUACCAGUUUUCAUUUGGGAGCAAAUGAACUAUCUGCUGUUUCUUAGAAGACGGAGUAUUAAUCUCACUGCAAAAAAAAAAUAAAAAAUGUAUAUAUAUAUUCCUAUUUAAACAUCUCCCAGGUCAUGUUAAUCUGUUGCAAGUGCUUAGGAGAUGGUACACCUUAAAUCAACAGCCUUCAGUAAUAAUGUAAUGUGAAACAUUGAGCCUAACACUGACACUUGUUAUUAAGAACCCAUCCUUUGACUUUGAUUUAAUUCAUUGCUAUGUAAUGUUUACUACAUGUAUAUGUAUAAAAAAAGUACUAAUAAAAAAAAAAAUUUAAAACAUGCACGUGUGAUAAGCCUUUCCACAUUUGUGAAAACAUUUCAUGUUUUUGAAACGUAGAAGCACAAUGCGCAUCGAAACCUUUGUUACCAGUGGACUUGAUAAUGGCUUUUGUAAAUUAUUCAUAAUGUGUUGCUGUAAAAUAAAAAUAAAAUUGACCUUA